Prunus armeniaca (apricot) is the source of this 603-nucleotide messenger RNA. NCBI's taxonomy places the organism in Eukaryota, Viridiplantae, Streptophyta, Magnoliopsida, Rosales, Rosaceae. The record is from the annotation of a GenBank genome assembly.
AUGGUGAACUUGAAGAAGCAAAUGUGGCAACCUGAAGGGUUUGCAAAGGAGGGGAAACAACAUAUGGACACUAAGGAGCUACUUUCAAACAAUUUUGAGAUGAAGGAUUUCGGAGAAGCUACUUUUGUAAAGGUUCCAUUAUUAGCUAAGGGAGAUUUGAAGAAGAAGAACUGCCCCAAGAAUAAAGAAGAAGAAGCUGAGUUGAGGAAUAAGCCGUAUGCUUCUCUAAUUAGAAGCAUUAUGUACUCACAAGUAUGUGCAAGGCUAGACAUAGCCUUGUGCAUCAGCAAAAUGUGGAAGUUUCAGUUAAAUCCGAGAAUGCAACAUUGGAUAGCUGGAAAGAAGAUUCUAGGGUACUUAUUGAGAACAAAGGUUUACAUGUUGAUUUACAAACGCACAGAGAAUUUGGAGCUUGUUGAUUAUGUUGAUGCGAAUCAUGGAAAAGUAAAGGAUGAUUACAUCUCUACUUCAAGUUUUCUUUUCAAGAUGUAUCAGCUCAGCACAAAAAAUAUGAGAGAAUGUGAAUUGGAUAAGUAUGAGAGUUAUAGCUGCUCACGUCUUGUAUACCGUUUAGCAGAGCAAUUCAAAUUCGCCAGCAAUUGA